AUGAGUAAUGAGGUAGCUCAGCCGACUGAGCAAGAUCCUAGCCGCUCGACUUCAUUGGAAGGAACGAAAGGAGUUAAACCACCCGCGCUCGACACUUCCAACUUCACCGCAGAUUCCCAACCACCCAGCUCAUCUACACAACACUCAACAACUCAAAAUACCUUGACAGAAGAUACCGACAACGCUUUUAAUUCAACCACAAACAUCGAUAAGGACCAAGGGAGAACUGGCGAAGCAUUGACUGAAACCUCCAAGAAGAACAGCGACCUGCUCAAAGUUCCAUCGAGAUCAUCUUCCAACAAAAUACAACCUUCGCCAACUUCUACAGGUCUAAGCGGAGCGACUGCGGGUGAAGGAAGAGGGAGCAUAGGUGGGCGAUCUAAGGAAUCGAAGGGCAGUUUUCUUGGGCGAAGGCGGAAUGGGAGUGCAGCAAGCAGCAAAAUGUCGAUAAAAUCACCUGGUCAUCCUACGGGCGCUUCAGGUCCUUCGCAGCCUGCAGUCCCCGACGCACCCUUAGUUCGUCAGCCAAAGAAGAAGAAGAGCUUUCUUUCACUUCUCUGCUGCGGUACUCCGGACCACGCCAAUUCUUUGGAUGGACCUGUUCCAGCCAAUAAAGUAUCCAAAUUCAAUUUGAGUCGUCCUACUACCGCUAAGCAACCCGACUCGAGCAAAAUGGGACAACAAAAUAGUGCUCCCGCAGUACCACUAGUUGAGAAGGAAACUGUGCAGCAACCACAACAACAGGUGCCGCAAGUCGAAGCUGGAGAUGAGAAGCAUGAUACGAUCAGCCCUCAGGGAACCGCGGAAGUCAUCGCCUCUUCGUCGAAUGCAAUCGAAGAACAGAGCCGUCCAAUUGGGAACGCACGCGACCAGCCUUUACCAGAUUUGCCCACAGUCGUAGAAGCCGAACCUACACAACCUGAGAUGACAAAGCCAACGGUGUCUAUUGAUGCUCCAGCGCAAUCUGGAACAGCAGUAGGAAUAGUUUCCCCGGGUGAUGGUGAUCUGGGACAACAGGAUGGAGGGGACGAGAAGAUGGCAAACUUGGAUCCAGGCACUACAGAAAUUGAAGAGGCCCCAUUACCAAUUCCAAAGGAUGAGCCAAUGACUGGCCAGCAAACUAUUCCACCUCCGCCACCAGUACCUCAAAUUCCAACAUCUGAAGAGGUUAUCGAGUUGGAUUCAUUGGAGCAAAAGCAACAAUGGCUUUUACCACCAAUUGCACCAAGGUUCAAAGGGAAAAAAUGUCUGGUCCUUGAUCUCGAUGAGACUUUGGUACAUAGCAGUUUUAAGAUCUUACAUCAAGCAGAUUUCACCAUCCCUGUGGAGAUUGAAGGGCAAUUCCAUAAUGUGUAUGUGAUCAAGCGACCCGGUGUUGAUCAAUUCAUGAAACGUGUCGGAGAGCUCUACGAGGUGGUUGUCUUCACAGCUUCUGUUUCUAAGUAUGGUGAUCCACUUCUCGACCAACUUGACAUUCAUCACGUCGUCCAUCAUAGAUUGUUCCGUGAAAGUUGUUACAAUCAUCAAGGGAAUUACGUCAAGGAUCUUUCUCAAGUUGGCCGCGAUUUGAGAGAAACCAUUAUCAUUGACAAUUCUCCAACAUCUUAUAUCUUCCACCCGCAACAUGCUGUCCCUAUCAGCAGUUGGUUCUCAGAUGCUCACGACAAUGAGCUUUUAGAUCUAAUCCCGGUCCUCGAAGACUUGGCCGGCUCGCAGGUCCGAGAUGUCAGUUUAGUUCUUGAUGUUGCGCUCUAA
Molecule: messenger RNA, 1755 nt
Organism: Sclerotinia sclerotiorum 1980 UF-70
Lineage: Eukaryota; Fungi; Ascomycota; Leotiomycetes; Helotiales; Sclerotiniaceae
Exons: 4
Coding region: 1-1755 (584 amino acids)
Cellular component (GO): plasma membrane
Molecular function (GO): phosphoprotein phosphatase activity
Source: RefSeq, a predicted model, not a curated record